AUGUCCGACACCUGCAUUGUCUGUUUAGGAGACCUUGGCGAAAGCGCCAGUGAUCCCGCCGAGCCUCUGCCAAGACCCGAUCACCAAGAUGCUGCAACGGUCAAGGCUGAGGCCUGCGAUGAGGAGGAUCAGGGUCAGAUCGCCCAGCUGCUACCAUGUGGGCAUAUCUUGCACGAUAACUGUUUAAAGCCAUGGGUGGAGCGAGCAAAUAGCUGCCCGAUAUGUCGUCGCAGUUUCAAUAUGGUCGAGCUCAGCGACCGACCUGGAGGGCCUGUAACUUCUUCUUAUGCCGUUCAAGACCGGGUUCAGGUCGCCGAGGUUGACCCUGGCAUGAUCAUCGAAUAUGCUGAGGAAGACCUCGUUGACUUCCAGCCAUGUACAAUUUGCGGAGAGGCUGAUAAUGAGGACGUGCUGCUUCUGUGCGAUGGAUGCGAUGCUCCAUCGCAUCAAUAUUGCGUUGGCCUGGAGGAGAUUCCCUCGGGUUCAUGGUAUUGCUCACAAUGCGAAACCCAGCGGGCGCUUGGGACGACUCCUCGAGGCACAGCUCGAACUCCUCGGACAGCUGAGAGGAGGCCUCGUCGCACGCGGGCUCAGCAGCGACGACUGCAGAGCCACAAUCAAAUUAAUUCACUCCACUGGGCUCGUGUAUGGCAGUCCGUUUGGGAUCAUCUCAAUAUCGAUCUGGACUUUCCUUUUGACGAUGACCGAACUGCGCAACGCAUUAUGCAACAACGUCGUCGCGAAGAAGCCAACCAACGGGAAUUUAGAGCAUGGCAGCGUCGGUUCGAGGUCGCGGAACGCCAGGGGGGUAAUAAUCGCUUUCGUGAUACCGCCUCUCUUUUUGAUAUUGAACCCGCUCGGCCAUCAAGGCCCCGAAUUCCCAGAGAACCUUCACCAGAGCCUGAAUCUCUGGAAGAAAUGCGGGCCUGGAACGCCUUUGAACGCGCUCGAGAGAUCGAGAACAAUCCGAAUGCUGCUAGAAAACGGAAAGAGCCUACCCUUUCCCCAUCCCCGAACCCACCGAACCCGAACGGAAGUUGA
Molecule: messenger RNA, 1041 nt
Organism: Penicillium chermesinum
Lineage: Eukaryota; Fungi; Ascomycota; Eurotiomycetes; Eurotiales; Aspergillaceae
Product: PHD and RING finger domain protein
Exons: 2
Coding region: 1-1041 (346 amino acids)
Source: RefSeq, a predicted model, not a curated record